AUGAAACAAGCUGAGUCGGAGGACUCCAGCUAUUUGAGAAAGAUCCGAAAGCCGCUGGUGGAGAAGCAGCGACGGGAGCGCAUGAACCACAGCAUCGACCAACUGAAGCGGCUCAUAGCGGACACCAUUAGAGAACAGGCUGACAUUCUGGACCUCACAGUGCUUCACCUUCAGCAGCUUCAACAACGCCACCGCUCAGUUUCCAUGGCAACAGAGUCGGUCGCCUACACAUCCGGGUUCCAAGCUUGUGCAAGGGAGAUCCGGAAGCCGCUGGUGGAGAAGGAGCGACGGGAGCGCAUGAACCACAGCAUCGACCAACUGAAGCGGCUCAUAACGGACACCAUCAGAGAACAGACUUCUUCCAUGACGCGUGUAGACAAGGAAGACAUUCUAGACCUCACAGUGCUACACCCUGAGCACCUACAACAGCGCCACUGUUCAGUAUCCAAGACAACCGAGUCGACAGCCUAUUUAUCCGGUUUCCAGGCUUGUGCAAAUGAAGUUAUGACGUACCUAACCGCUCAGAAAUCGACAGACUUGAAGAAGAUCAGCGCACUGAAUGAUCAUUUACAAAUGGCGCUGAAUGUUCCUCAAAGAUGUGUCAGAAAUCAAAUUCCUGGGGAACAUAACAUGUCUACACCUGUGAGGGCGAAUGACGUGAGCAAAAUGUCGUUAUACGCGCUGAACACUCCUGGACUUUCACCAAUUACCAAUCCUAACGUGCUUCCUAGAGGCUGA
This is a messenger RNA of Dreissena polymorpha, 738 nucleotides long. Its product is annotated as protein deadpan-like. The record is from RefSeq and is a predicted model, not a curated record. Gene Ontology annotation, cellular component: nucleus. Gene Ontology annotation, molecular function: DNA-binding transcription factor activity, RNA polymerase II-specific; protein dimerization activity; RNA polymerase II cis-regulatory region sequence-specific DNA binding. The transcript has 6 exons. Bases 1 to 738 code for a protein of 245 amino acids. NCBI's taxonomy places the organism in Eukaryota, Metazoa, Mollusca, Bivalvia, Myida, Dreissenidae. Gene Ontology annotation, biological process: regulation of transcription by RNA polymerase II; regulation of neurogenesis; anterior/posterior pattern specification.